CCGUCGUCCACGGUAUCAACCGGCGCUAAGUUUGAAUUAGAUAACAGCAAGUAUAUUUUACCAGUAUCUCGAACCUAAUUAAUUAUAUUCAAAUAUACUUCUUGUGAUUGUUAUUUAUUAUUCAACACAAAUCGACAAAAGGUAUUCGAGUUCAGUCCCGAUAUAUUACACCAUGGAUGAAGAAACACGGAAAAUCAUUGAGAGGACUAAAGAACGAAGAGAGAAGCUGAAAAUGAUGAGCGAGACAGAUGGAACACACAGAAGACGGAGACCUUUGUCUGAAGACAUGUCAGCUAACAUAGAAACAGUUCAAGAUGAUGAUUCUCCUAAACGUCAGUGUCUCCGAUCAGCAGAACAAAAUAUAAAACCAGAUACCCCAGCUAUACGCGGUGUACAGUCGCGGAGAAAUGACUUGACUACUCUUUGUCUUAGUUCUGAUGAUGGUGAUUAUGUACCAGUCCCAGUACCGCGAAAGUCUCUUUGCCAAGAAGAGAACAGAGAUCCUAAUCAAGAAGUAUUCAAGCCACAGUGUCGCUCUCGUCUGGCUAAACUAGCUCAGCGUAUUAAUGCUUGGGAUGAUGACUAUUCAAAACAUGAAACAGUUGGCUUAUUUAGUCGACCCAACUCAGUUCAUUCAGUUGACAGGGAACGUGACAUACCAAUGACCACUGCUUUUACUGAAGUGCCACUUGAAACUAGGGAUUCUCGGUCAAGGUCUGCUGCUCCAGUGGCCCCUCAUAUGAGGUCUCCUCGCUCCAAAUCUGCUGCACCCAUAGCAUCUGCACCUGCAACACCUGUACCAGUGCGUUCAAAGUCUCCUGGUCCUUCAUAUGCUCCGAGAUCUCCAGCACCUGUUGCUCCACGUCUUAUGCCAAGUGAUGACUUAGAAACAGCUAUUGAGACUAUGUCAAGGCAGCAGAAGCCAUUAAGAAACAACAAAAAGAUCCCUUAUACUGCCAAAGGUAGUGGUCAUGACCAUUUGCAGGAUAUUCCCAGUGGAAUACCUGUUAAUGCUCGGGGGCUUAAUGAUUCCUUAACUCAAGGUGAAACCACAGAUGAUGAACCAACUAACAAACCAGUCUCUGAGCGAUUGGCUAAAUGGUCAAAGAAAGUAUCUGCAACAGAAAUUAACUGUGCUAGUCCUUCUAAAAGUGAAAAUACUCAGCCAAAUUCUAAAACCACUACUCCUAUGGGCAAUAGAUGCAGCCAGAACUUGUCAUCAAAAGUUGCUCAACUCGAAAAGAGCCUCGGGAUUUCAUCUACGCCAAAACAAAACAGAGCUGCAUUUAGCAAUCAACAGUCUUCCCAGUCAUCAGGUUCUUCUUCAGUGCAGAUUAACAGUGUAUCGUCGAGUGCACCGUCAUCAGCAACACACAAUACUCCUGCGGCUGAACCUAUAAAUGGGAAAAAUAAACAGGGUAACAAGCGCCGUGAGAGUUUUGAACCAACAAGCCAGUCAGUUUCUGAAAGAAUGGCUGAAUGGCAAAAGAAAGUCAACACUCUUGAAGCGGUGACUGAGAAAGAACCAACCGCUUAUCCAGUAAAUGCUCGCAUGUCUGCAUGGGAACAGGUGACUGCCAGUGGGAGUACUGAAUCCAACAAAAUGAUUAAGCCUAAAGGUACUACAUUACCUUGUCCUACUACAACACCUUCGAGACCAGUGUCUGCAAAUAUUCCCACAAGUGCUUGCAUUCCCAAAUCUCCUGGAAUGGCAAGGAAAUUCGAAUCUCCUGUUGUCAAAUCUAAUUCUGUUGAUGCUAAAUCUAAGCCUCUGAGUCCUUCAAAAGCCAGCUGUGCCAUGAAAGCUAUUCAACAGCGCUUAUUUGAAACUCAACAGAGUACCACCACUCAGUCAUUGGCUGAAAGAAUUCGGCAGGAACGAAUGGCUGAGCUGAAAGUACUUGAAAAUCGAUGGCAUAAUGGUAUCUUAAAAGAUAACACUGUGAAAUCUGACCAAGAAAGUGAUGUCAAUGAACCUUCUGCAACUGUACCUAAUGAAAAAAAGACUGGACAGAUGGUAGCAACAAGUGGAAUACCACCACCACCACCACCAUCACUGCCAGCACUGAGCAAAACAACAGCCUCUGCAACUAGCUCCAAGACGACUACAACUGCUUCUACUGGAGAGAGUAGUAGUAUAUUCAAACUGGUUGCAGUCCCAGAGAAGAAGUCUGCUCUAGUAAAUUCAGAGGAUACUCCUUUGAAAAGUGUAGUUAAGCAAGUUCGUUUUGAGGACAGCUUUGAAAGUUCAGAUGACUAUUAUGGAUAUGGACAUUAUCAAGAAUCCAGCAUUGAUGAUAUCAGCGAUGAGACUGAUGCAGAAAGAACCCUCGAGUCUCAUCAAGACUUACAGUACAUGGAGCAAGAUUUUGAGGACGAUUAUUAUUCCAGCAGUGAAGAGAACGAAGCCCUGUGCCGUGCUGCAGCUGCACAAAACAACAUGUCCCAUCCCGACAAUGAUGAGAGUGAUGACGUCAGCAUCAGUGCCUUCGUCCCAGAAUCUGUGCGUCAGCAAUACAAGCUUUCUUUGCAAACAGAAAGCUCCACUAAUAUUAUUGAACUGGCCAAACGCCAACAGCACCUGGAGAAAAGCAAAAAUCGCAAAUACCAGCCUCAUGAUAAUAUAGACAGUACCGAUGACACUUUGGAUGAAGACUACGAUAGCGAUGAGAUGGAAUCUAUGGCAACUACGAGUGUGGACGACUUGAUUGAUGAUGCUUUGGACUCGGAUACAGAUGACAAUAGACUCCAAACAACCCCGAUUCAAUCAGCUAACAAGCGUGGCAGUCAUUUGUUAGCCACUUGUACAGACAGUUGCUAUGAUGAUACAACAACAGAUGAUGAUGUGGUGAUGCGCAAGAGAAGCCCACUGAUGUACAGUAUUAGCAUGUAUCGCUCAAAAAGAUUCAGUAACAACACUACACCUGUUCAAAAAAUUGUCCGGAACAGCCGUCCUAUGAGCAGUGAAGAGGAACUGGAAAGAGAAAAACCUAAGGAGGAUAGUCGUAAGAGUAUAUUAGAAAGGAUAAAGCAACUCAGUAAUCAGGUAUCCCUUGAACAGACUGUAAUUUUGCAAACCAGCAACGCACUAAAUCAGUGCUGCACUGAAGGCUCCAAUUUCAGUGGUUCGGCCCAGCAAGUAGAAUGCCACAAGUUACUUUUAAUUGCCUGUCAGAAGCGUCGAGCAUAUCUAGAAGAAAUUCAGCGUUUGAAAGCUUCCAACUGCUUGAAUCCUUUUGGGCCUGGCACUAAAGGAACUUUGGCUAUAAGUGACAUCCGACUACCAUUAAAAAAAGACUUUGUCAGCAGAAUGAGCACAGUGUAUGAUCUGAAUGUUUUCUACUAUGUUAUACUUAUCCGCAAUGGUCCUCAAGUGUUUACCACUCAGCUUAUAUCAACACAUGAUCCAAUGGUCAGAGGAAGUUUGGACUUUCCAAACAUGAUAAAAAUGACAGAUAUUACAUCAAAAUUUCAAGUUACUUUGGAACUCUAUGAAAUGGUUAGGAUUGCUAACAAAUUUUUUUCUAUUAUUGCUUUUGCAAAAAUUCUUUUUAGCAGAUUCCGUAUUUCGUCUUACUUCCCUGUAGCACAUAUUUCCAGUAACCCAGCAGGCCCUACUUCAAUUCACAGCAGCAGCUUUACUCUCACCUGGUCUACCAGUCUGAAAAUGUCAAAUAUUGAUAAAAAUAGCUUCACUAUGGACCGAGUUCCUUAUGAUGCCCCGUUGAUAGGAUCUAUUUAUCUCCGUAUGAAAUGCAACAUGGAAACCAAUGUUAGUGAGAGUGGCUUUCUGACUAUGUUUGAAGAUGUAAGUGGGUUAGGUGCCUGGCAUAGGCGUUGGUGUGCUCUUUCUGGAAACAAAAUGAAAUAUUGGAAAUAUCCAGAUGAUGAAAACAGAAAGGACCCUAUUGGUUACAUUGACCUAAAGAGAUGUAUCACUGAGAAAGUUGGGUUAAUCUCACGAGAUAUCUGUGCUCGACCAAACACAUUUGAGAUGUGUACUGUAAGACCACUUCGGCCCGGAGAAGAAGACACAUUGGUCACUCGAAAACAUCACACAAUGGCUACAAUCAGACAUAUGUUAUCUGCAGACACCAAAGAAGAACGCAUUUUAUGGUGCAACAAAUUAAAUGAAGCUCUUGACAACAUCCGGGCUUGGCAAGUGGAUGCAUUAAAGCCUAUCAAAGUUCCAUCUCAUGCUGUCUAGCUGUGAUAUACAUAUUCUUUGCUUUCCAAUACCCACCUUUUGCUAGUUAUUACUGAAUCCUAAUGUCAUGUUGCAUUAGCUUGUGAUUGUCCUUAUUAUCCAGAUCAUGUUGUGAACUGGCUAUCUUACAAAUAAUGUCUAGCAACGAUACUAUUUAUAUAUAUAAUCAUAUUUAUUCCUUUUUUUUUUUUUUUCCUCUCUGUUAUAUAUGAGUGUGAUGUUCAUCUCAUGGUCACAAUCCAGGUAUAGCAGAUAUCUGCACUGAAAUAGUUUUAGAGGAAAAUUUACAAUAUUUUUGCACUUUACAUUGUCUCUUUGUGAUCAAAAGCCUUUCUGAACAAAUCACACACACUAAUAAACGAUUUUAAAACUUUCAUUCAUCAGAAAAUAUAUUUUGUGUAUUUAAACUAAAUAUUGAUAUAGAUAUUUGAAUAAUGAGAAAAUGAUGGGGGGGGGGGGGCAGACGAAAUAGAUACAGGUAAUUGCCAUGCAUUUGUUUACUUUUUUGUGGCAUUUUUAUAUUGAUUAUCAGUUUAAAGAUACACAAUAUUACGUUUGUUACUUAAUUCAAUUGAGUAAAAAUUGGAUCAGGACUAUCCUAAUGGUGCAAGUGUGUGUUGUUUGAAAAGAGAUCACAUUGGAAAUUUGUAACUUAUAUUUUUAAUCUGUAUGCUGCUGCUUUUUAUUAUCAUCAUAAUUAAAAGUAAGGUCUGUGGAUUGUCAGAGCAUUGGACAAUAUACCUUGUGGUAUUUGUUCCAAUUCUUUAUUCUCUGAGUUCAGAUCCCUCUAAAGUCAAUUUUUCCUUUCUGAGAUUGAUAAAAUAAAAUAUCAAUCAAGUACUGAGAUGGUUUAACUGAUUAGCCCCUCUCCAAAAUUUUUGGCUUUGUACCCAAGUUAAAAAUCAUUAUGAGCCGUGAAUUAGCGAAACUAGUAGUACUUGCGGUAUCAAGUUGUGGUUUAGGUUAACUUGGUCUUUCAUGUUCCAGGGUAAUUAUUAAAUAGUAGCCAAAUAUGGGAGUCUAACUAACCAUUGUACCCCACUCUAAUAUUUGUGUUUUUGUGCUGAUGUUGGAAAUUAUUAUUAGUAAGAAUAGUGGAUUGACAGAACCAAUAGUAUGCUGGACUAAAUAUCUCGCAGUAUUUAAUCUUGUCGCCACAUAUUCUGAAUUCAUACCUACUUCUAGCUGGUUUAUGACUCUCAUCUUGUAUGGUCAUGUCAUGUACAGAUAUGAACUGAAAUUAACUCUAACAUUUCAUUGUCUUUGUAACUAUGUUAGAAAUCAUUAUUAUCAUUAUUACUCAAGGUUGUGAGAUGGCUGAAUCAUUUGGACACUGGACACGAUACAUAGUAACAUUCUGUCCAUCUUUAUGUUUUGAGUUUAAAUUCCACCAAGGUUGACUUUGCCUUUCAUCCCUUUGAGGUUAAUAAAAUAAGCACCGUUAGAUACUGGGGUUGAUGUAAUCAGCUUCCCCUUCCCCUCAAAAACUGCUGACUUUGUGCCAAAUUUUGAGACUUAUUAAUAAUAUUACUACUUUGUUGAGGAGGAUGGUAAAUUAGCAGAUAAAGUGACCACAGGCAUGGCCAAGUGAUCAAGUUCACUUUACGUUUCUGAGUUCCUGAUUCCUGCCACUUCAUAGUAUUUUGGGUAUCUUUUGACAUAGUCUUAGUAAAAGUGGCCUGAUGGAAACUGCAUAGAAGCCUGUAGUAUGGAUUGCAUCUAUAAUUUAAUGGUCUAGCCUUGUCAUGUAUCAUUGAUCCAACCUGAGAAUUACAUAAAAUGUUCAUGUAUAUUUGAAAUACUCAGACAUACAUGCUAAUUUAACAAGUAGGUCCGGUUGUUCAUUAAAAUUAAUGGAGAAUCCAGCAGCACAGCAAGUAGGAUGUUUCGUAGGUCCUUUUAUAUUCUGAGUUCAGAAAUAUUGUAUCUAAAACUUCAGUAGGCUUUUUAAGUAAUUGUGGAAAUCUACUGUUUUAGUAAUAUCUUAUCCUUUGUAUUUAUAACUGAUGUCUAAGUUGACAUCUGUUAGAAAUUUAUAUUGUACUCGUCUUGUAUUUUCAUUUGUUACACUAGUGUGACAAGUGAAAAUUCAUCAAACUUGAAACCAGACAAUCUGUCUUAGAACCAUGAACAUUUUUAAAAUUAAGACUGGCUUAAGCAUUUACAUAUCUUUCCCCAACACAUGCAUACUUAGAAUUUUAAUUUUGAAGCAAAAUUUUGGGGGUUUAUUAUUUUUUUUCCUUUCUUUCCCCACCACAGAUUGCUUGUGAGUUUGUAUCAGUGACAAUACAAGUUUGUGAAUGAAUUGUUUGUGUCUGGAAGAAAUAGCUUUUAUACUAUACCUUAGCCCAUCAGUUACAGAAUACUGGUGAUGCAUAAUAUAUUUUAAUUAAUCUCCCACCUCAAUUUCUUUUUCUGAUAAAUGUAAUAUAUCUGUAGAAUGUUAACUGAGAAAGAUAUAUAAUAUAUUGACUAUUUUGUUGUUUAGAACCUUUGUGAUAUCAAAACCCAAUAGGGUAGGGUUCUUUUCUUUCAUCAGAGAAAUAUCUUGUAAACGAUUCUGGAAUAAAAACCUAUAUACAUGCA
Molecule: messenger RNA, 6793 nt
Organism: Octopus bimaculoides (California two-spot octopus)
Lineage: Eukaryota; Metazoa; Mollusca; Cephalopoda; Octopoda; Octopodidae
Biological process (GO): mitotic cytokinesis; septin ring organization; actomyosin contractile ring assembly
Cellular component (GO): actomyosin contractile ring
Source: RefSeq, a predicted model, not a curated record